Schizophyllum commune H4-8 is the source of this 240-nucleotide messenger RNA. RefSeq lists its product as uncharacterized. NCBI's taxonomy places the organism in Eukaryota, Fungi, Basidiomycota, Agaricomycetes, Agaricales, Schizophyllaceae. The transcript has a single exon. The annotation marks the transcript as partial. The record is from RefSeq and is a predicted model, not a curated record.
AAGCAUAAGCUCGCGUUUGGCGUUGAUGGGCGAUUGGGAAACUAUCCGGCUCAGGUCGAAAUUCGACUAAAACCAGGAACUCAGCCCGUCUCCUUACCGCCUUUCCCGGCGUCACCAGCGAAGCGCGAAGUCAUUGACAAGCAGAUGGAUUCUUGGAUUCAACUGGGCGUCAUUGAGCCAUCUAAGAGUCCCUGGGCUGCUCCCGUCUUCAUCACCUAUCGCAACGGCAAACCUCGGAUG